Triticum urartu is the source of this 1327-nucleotide messenger RNA. RefSeq lists its product as uncharacterized. NCBI's taxonomy places the organism in Eukaryota, Viridiplantae, Streptophyta, Magnoliopsida, Poales, Poaceae. The record is from RefSeq and is a predicted model, not a curated record.
UCCCAGCGUAUCCGGCGCGGUCACCAUCGGCAGAUCACGAGCCCGCCCCUGUGGCCCGGAUCCAUACGCGUACGCGCGUCCUCGUCUCCACGCGCACCGCCUUUCCCUCCUCCCCGGCCGGCCUCCCUCCUCCUCAAGUACCAAAUCAGCCGUCGCGCUCUCCACCACCACCACAGCCACCUCCCCCUCCCCUCCUUGCGCCGUCGCGUCAGCCUCGUAGCCGAGUCGACGUCGACGACGCGCGCGCCCACCCACAACUGCUGGGCGCCAUGCUGCAGGCGGGCUCGGAGCGUGCGGCGCCGCUCCCGGGCGCGGCGAGGCUGUGGGUGCCGGGGAUGAGCCCCGUGGCGGCGGACGGGGCGGGGGCGUCGGCCAGGGCGCGGGAGAUCGCGCGGAGGCGGGACGAGAUGCUCGGCAUGCUGCGCGACCUCCCCGAGGCCGACUACGAGCUAUCCCUCACCGACCUCGUCGACAAGACCGCCGCGCCCGGGGCCAACGGAUGCGUGCCGCCCUUGCCCUUGCCGGUCGAGAGGAAAGAGGCGAGCCCGAGCCCGAGCCCCUUGGGUCUGGCCGAGUCCGGCGGGCAGGCCGAGCCGCAGCCGCAGCAGCAGCCGGCGAGGGCGACGGAGAGGAAGGGCUCCGCCUCCGCGAGGCGGCGCGGGGACGGCGGCAGCGGGGGCGGGAGCAGGAGCGGCCUCCGCAGCAGCAGCGACGGCGUCCUGCUCAACUUCUACAUGCCGCGCUCCUUCACCCGCAGCUUCACCGCGCCGCGCCCCGCCCGCACCCCCUCCUUCUCCACCUCCGGCCGGGCCGCCAGCGCCGUCGCCCCCGACGACUGCAACAAGAGGGAGAGAGACGGCGACACGGUCAGGUGCUGGCCGCUGCCGUGGGACCGGCGGUGGCGCAAGUCGAGCCGGCGGCGGCAGGACCCCGCCGCCGCGACGUCCGGCGAGCUGUCGGCGAUGCUGACGGCGGCGGACCACUCCGCUGCCGCGGACAGAGUCUGAACACCUUUAUCUUUCUUGUUAGGUGAACCAUGGUGAGCUCUUCUAAACGGCAUCCGCCUCGGAGAAAAGCAAGGCAGAUCUACGUACCAAACUACUGUUGAAUGUGCACGCGCGUUUCUGCGGUUCUGUACAUACGUACGUACGUACUUCACACGCAACGCAAUACUGUCUGGUUGUUUAGUUUGUGCUAUGAGUGCGGUGUAGGAGUGGCAUGGACUCCAUGUAUCUCGACAACUAAUUUGUCUGUACAGCAUAGAACAAAUAUGCUAUGGCAUUCCCGGGCAGGAUCAAAUGCAACGGAGAGGCAUGCUUUUUAUUUA